AAAUGACACGCACUCGUUCUCCAGCAUGGCGGCGUCAGGUAAAAAUAAGACUAAGAAGAAGGGUAAGACUCUUACCCUGACUGACUUUUUAGCUGAGGACAGUGGGGGAAAUGCUCCACCGACCUAUGCGCCUACAAAGCCCACUAGCUGGGCGGAUGAGACUGAUGACUUGGAGGGAGACGUUACUACGUCUUGGCACACAGAAGACGACGUGUAUCGUGCACCGCCCAUCGAUCGGUCCAUUUUGCCGACGGCUCCACGUGCUGCCCGCGAGCCCAACAUCGAUCGCUCCCGGCUGCCCCGCAGCCCGCCCUACACCGCCUUCCUGGGCAACCUCCCCUAUGACGUCACGGAGGACUCCAUCAAAGACUUCUUUCGUGGGCUGAAUAUGAGUGCGGUUCGCCUCCCAAGGGAGCCCAGUAACCCAGAACGGUUGAAAGGCUUCGGCUAUGCGGAGUUUGAUGAUGUGGACUCUCUGCUGCGUGCACUUAGCCUCAAUGAAGAGAACCUUGGGAAUCGUAGGAUCCGUGUAGACAUUGCUGACCAGUCCGGUGAUAAAGAGAGAGAUGAGCGCUCCAUGUCAGGGAGAGAACGUAACCGCAGUGACCGCGACAUGGGCCCAGAUAAGACGGAUUCUGACUGGCGAGCGAGGCCUAAAACUGACGUAGACGACGGACCACGCAGAGAUGACGCCUUUGGAGAGCGAUCCAGAGAUCGCGAUCGUUAUGAUUCAGAUCGGUACCGGGAUGGCCAGCGGUGGGACGGUGGAAGCGAUCGCUAUGAUGGAGGGAGAGAGAGAUACCGGGAACGUUAUGACGAAAGAGACCGCAGGGACUACGACAGAGGCUACGAUUCUCGCAGUGGGGGUCGCCGGCCAUUCGGAAGCGGUUUCCGCCGUGACUAUGGCGACGACCGCCGGGACGAUAACCGUGGCAGCGGCGACCGCUACGGAGAUCGAUACGGCGACCGCGAAGACAGAUACGAGAGGCGGGAUGAGAGGCGCGAGGACAGAGGUUCCCUGCAGAGGCCCAAGCUGAACCUGAAGCCCCGCAGCGUUCCCAAAGAGGAAGACCAGAGCAGCGGUCCGCCAGCGCCGUCAGGGCGAGCCGCCUCUAUCUUCGGGGGAGCCAAACCGGUGGACACGGCAGCUAAAGAAAGAGAGGUGGAGGAGAGGUUAAAGAAAGAACAGGAGAGACUGCAGAGACAGCUGGAGGAGGAGAAGAGCAGGGCACCUGAACGCAAGCCCAGGGAGAGGCAUCCGAGCUGGCGAAGUGAGGACCAGGGAGCCGAGCGCUCACGAACAGGAAGUGAGUCAUCACAACAAGGAAGCACAUCAAGCAGGGGGCCUAGACGUCGGGAAAGUGAGCGCUCUGUGGAAAACGAGGUUUUCAGUAGCCGUGAUGAGGAAGCAACCUCCCAUGGAAACCAAACCACCUCUAAGCAGGAAGGCCUGCCAUUUCAAGUCGUUCUAGCUCCUCCGCCAAAAGAAAACGUUUGGGCGAAGAGAAGCGCCAUGAGCACGGGAUCCAGUGAGAGUGACACUAAACCUAUCGUCUCACCCAAAAGCUCGACAAGCUCAGCUGAUGUUCAUCAGAAGAGCAAAGAUGAAAACAAAUCAGAUGGGGUUCGCCGAGAUCGGGGUCCCUCUCGGGGUCGUGGUGGGGCCUCGGGCUCUGGAGCAGGCAGGGGACGUGGAGACGCGGCCAGCCGAGACCGACGGAAGGAAACUGACAGAAGGGAUGUGAAAAGAGAACAAGAUCUCAAAUCAGCACCAGAGCCAAAGAAAUGUGAGGAGCCUCCGAAUCAUAAAUUUAGCUCAGCCAGUAAAUACGCAGCCUUGCUGAUGGAUGGCGAGCAGGGAGACGAUGAAGAUGGCGGAGAUUAAGAGGAACUGCACUGGCAAUGGUCCAACCUGAAUUACAAAAUUAAACCUACAGCUUUUGUUUCAUGCAGCACUGAAGGACCGGGUUCUGUCCUGUCAGGGAAAAAAAACAUUUUUGAAGCUCCUUCUUCAUCAGAACCGUAUUAAACUAGUGGGAAUAUACAGGACUUGUUUUAAAGUAAGAGAAUGUGGAACGUUAGAUAAAUGAUUAUAACUAAUUACUUAAUGGGGAUAUUAAAAAAAUACACGUUGACAGGAUUGAAUUGCUGCUGCUCGCGUACAUCACAAACUGAGUGCAUCUCUAGCUUGGUUGGCUUGUUGAGCGGCUGCAAUAUGUAGACUCGAGGGGAAAUGAGACACAAAUCAAAUGCUUUUCCCCAACGUUUAGGGCUUCUCGAAAGAUCGUUUACAGCAGCUGUGACCUGCAUUGUUCGCCCAGCGUUAAUAAAUCACACAAACUCAGUUUUUACGUCUUAAACUCUUGUUGGCUGACAAGUCGGAUUGUUUGUAUUCAGCGAUAACCGCCGCUGAAUAACAGCCGGCAAACGAAUCUGAACCGGAUAGAUACAGUUUGAUUUUUCUUUGAACUGCUUUAGAUAUCCUCUCACUUAUGCGUUGAGGAUUUUUUUUUGAAAGCCACCCUUUGGACUGAUGUGCAAUAGGAAUGAAGUAUUCCUCUGAAUCUCAAUGUGUCAACGACAGAGACUGCUGCAGCUUCAGGUUGAGCAUAUAUCUAAAGGUAGUGACAUGAAUGCUUACUGAUUCAAACUGUGUACCAUCUGAAAAAUAAUAAAAGACUACACUGAGUCUG
This is a messenger RNA of Triplophysa rosa, 2693 nucleotides long. It is a transcript of the gene eif4ba, whose product is annotated as eukaryotic translation initiation factor 4Ba. NCBI's taxonomy places the organism in Eukaryota, Metazoa, Chordata, Actinopteri, Cypriniformes, Nemacheilidae. The transcript is spliced from 15 exons. Bases 26 to 1885 code for a protein of 619 amino acids. The record is from RefSeq and is a predicted model, not a curated record. Gene Ontology annotation, molecular function: RNA binding.